CGUCACUGACAGUUGCCUCAACAUAGGCGUAAGCCACACAACAAAUACUCUUUAAAAAAUAACAAGAGAUGGCGACACCGUGUCAAAAAGUUCUUGUUCCUCAGUCGUUAUUUUAGGUUGAUUUUUAGUCAACAACGUGACAAGCCACAAAUAAUUCAUCAUGGCGGACAGAGAAGAAGUCUCAUUUAAGCGAAAAGUGUUUGAAAGUGACUCAAGUGCUAGUGAAAGGGAUCCUUAUUUUGAUUCAGACGAUAGUGAAGGAGACAAAGACUAUGCUCCAACAGAUAGUGACUCUGAUUUUUUAUCAGAAAAUGAAUUAUCGACUUCUCAAGACGAUUCGCAAGAUGAUACAGUAUCAAGAGGGGUUUUACAAACACCCGAUAAAGCAACUCCAUCUCGCUGGCGAAAAAGUAAUAUUGAGUGUAGAAAGAAACAAAAGGCUAAAACUAAAAGGAACCUAGGGUACAGUUAUGAAAGCAGUAGAGGAAAAAAUGUUAUUGAUAGGAAGAUUGGUUCUCCUUGUAAGUGCAAAAGAAAGUGCAGAGAGCUAUUGCAUGGAAGGGAAGGUCACAUUUUUAAUACGUUUUGGGAUUUAGGUACAUAUAAAGAGCAAAAUAUGUAUAUAUUUGGGUCUAUAAAAGCUAUUCCUAAAAAACGCUCAUACAAAAAAAAGACAAAGAGACAAGAAUCGUCUAGAAAAGUAACAUAUCAAUAUUUUGUUAAAGUGGAUGGAGUAGACAUACAAUUAUGUAAACAGGAGUACUUAUCAGUACACGGAUUACAGAAAUCUUCUAAACGGGUUCGGCUUAUUUGCUCUCAGAUAGCAGAAGGAAGAACUGUUCCAAAAAGUGAUGAACGAGGAAAACAUCAUAAUCGAGCUAAUAGAAUACCCUUGGAGCAAGUACAGUCGGUUCAUGACCACAUCAAGGCAUUCCCAAAAUACGUAAGCCACUAUAGUCGGAAGAAAAAUCCCAACAGAAUAUACCUUAAUCAUGAUAUUUCAAUAUCUGGACUAUAUAAGGAUUUUUACCUGGACUGGUGCAAAGAGAGAAAUAUUAUGCCCGUACGAGAAGAUAGAUACAGAAGGAUUUUUUGUAACGAGUACAACAUUGGUUUUAAGUUACCAAAGAGUGACACGUGUCACACAUGCGAUUCAUUAAAUAUAUUAAUUCGGAAUGAAGAAAAUAAUAAAAAUGAGGAAGAAGUAAAGAAACUUAAAACACAGCUAGAGUUGCACCAUAGAAAGGCUGACGCAAUGCAAAAUAAUUUAAAAGAAGAAGUUAAAUCUGCCAAAGCUAAUAAUAACAAGUUAGUUAUAGCUUUUGACUUGCAGCAAACUCUUCCAACGCCAAGUCUCACUGUUGGUCCCGCAUUUUACUUACGUAAAGCUUGGACCUACAAUUUAGGUGUUCACGAUUGUGUGACUGGAAAAGGAAGUAUGUUCAUGUGGACAGAAUCCACGGCCAAGCGGGGAAGUGAAGAAAUAGCUAGUAUUAUUCUUAAAUACAUAUUCUCUAGAACAGCAACAGGUCAAAAUGAACUUGUUAUCUUCACAGACAACUGCGGAGGCCAAAAUAAAAAUUGGCUUAUAAUGUCUUUGUGGCUCCAACUUGUAAGAGAAGGUAAAUUUAAAAGUGUUGAGCAUAGAUUUCUAGUAUCAGGACACACUUACUUACCAUGCGAUAGAGAUUUUGCUCUUAUAGAGAAACAUAAGCGAUUUCUAAGACAGGUAUAUUGUCCAGAUGAUUGGUAUACAGCAGUGUUAAAAUGUAAACGAACAAAUCCAUUUGAGGUGACCAUUAUGCAACAAGAGGAUUUUUUUACAUUCAAAAAUAUCACUGUAGUGCGAAAAAAUAUUACUGAUGAAAAAGAGCCACUCAACUUUAAUAGAGUCCGAUGUUUUCGCUUUGAAUCUAACAACCCCAAUGCAAUGUUUGUGAAACACGAACUCAAUGGGCUAUUUAAGAAAGUAAAUGUUGGAAAAAGAGGAAAUAAACUGAGUGCAGUUAAUAACAUUCUCAACACUUUAAAUAGGAAAUACGAUGCACCUUUAAAACUUAAUUGCAAAAAAGUUGCCGACCUAAGGAAACUUAUGCAAUUUAUACCUCCAAUCAACCAGUCCUUCUACUUAAAUAUUUUUGAAAUUUCUGGAGAGCAAAGUAAUAAUAUAGAAACUGAAGAACCCGAGGACGACGUAGAAUGUGUAGAUGGAGAUGAAAUUUUGGAAUUUGAAGAAGAUGACUAG
Brassicogethes aeneus is the source of this 2245-nucleotide messenger RNA. NCBI's taxonomy places the organism in Eukaryota, Metazoa, Arthropoda, Insecta, Coleoptera, Nitidulidae. The record is from the annotation of a GenBank genome assembly.